GUAAAAGAUGAAUGCUUUGGCUUUUUUGUCCUUAAUGUCAUGUCGGUAUUGAAUAUUAAACGUUCGCCAACCUUACAUUAGAUCAGACUCGAACAGUCCCGAAUCAUAACUUUCACUAUUGGCAAAGAGUAAACGAAUAAACUAGCUUUUGUGGUUUUUAUCUGAGACUCUGCAGGAUUAGCCUGCGGUGAAUAAUUGGCUUUUUCAUCAAAAAUGUGCUUAAUGAUAUAUGGUGAAUUGUCUUUCUUUCUACGAUAAGAACCAUACAAAUAGAAGUUAUGUUGGCACGAAUUCCUAAGUGCAAAUAUUUUUUGGUCCACAAAGAAAAAGGAGCCCAGUGAUAUUGAGGUUGGUUUAGAAUUUUAAAGCGAGGUAGGGUUUUUUUUAGUAUUGAGUAUUAUAGAGGAACUCUAAGGAAUGCUUCUAAGCUCAAAACUCCAAAUAUUGUUUUAUUUUUACUUUCUAAAACAUCUAGGCUGUUUUCGAACCAACACAUUACAACAUAUAGCAUGUUUAUAUAUUUUUUCUAUUUAUUAUUCUCUUAUUCAUUUACUUAUCAUCUAUGUGAUUGUCGAUGCAAAAAUGUUACAGUCAAUUCUUAUGAAGUGGACAACUUCGGGUAAAGCUAGGGCAUCUGUUAGUAGAACUGUCCGCUUACAAGGAAUAGCUCCCACAGGCGGAGAUUAAUAUAAUAAGAUGAUUUUCCGUUACUUGGGAAGUCAGUACAGAUGCCCGCUUGGCAAUUGGCUGUAUCAACAAUACUUCUCGACUUUUUCAUACCUUACUCGUAUUUAUUCGUAUAUCCGUAUUUAUCCAUCCUUCUAACCAUUAAUCCAUCGCCGUUUAUCUGUUUUACUAUCCGUUUAACUAUUAUGCCCGUUCUUCUAUCUUUUCUUUAGAAACAAAUAUAUAUGUUUUUUUCAUGAUAACCUUAUGAUUUCGCUCACGAUUAACUAUUAUCUAAGCAAUCAAAACGCUAUCUAUACUUUUUAAUCCAACCGCGUAAGAUAACUUUACAAUAAGAUAAUUCGAAUUAUUAUUUUUAAUAGCUUAGUGAUCGGACAUUGCACUGCUUAAGUGGCUUUGACAAGACUAAAUAAUUAGCUGUUAAGGAGACAACUAUGUAGUAUGUAUUAACUUCCCUGUGAAUAACAACACUAACCCCGAGAAAGCAAAAGUUUUUGCAAACAGCGCUUGCAUUAAAAAAAAUAACGUAACAGCGCUGGACGUGACGACUUGCAGUUGCAGCUGGAUUUUAAACAAAGCACGAAACCCACCCAAACCAAUGGCUUCUCUUAUCCGAUCCAUCUCAUUUUAUGGACUCGUCCGGUGUUUUAAUACACCAUGAUUUUAACCUAGAGUAAUAAUGAAACUCUUCUCCUGCUGUUUCAUCUAUUAUGUAUGGGGUCAUUUCUUGCCAAGGGCUCCCCAACACGACAUCGUUCAACUUAAAUUCAUGACAGUCCUGGGAAUGGUUGUGCCUUUAGUUUAAGAUGUUCUUGGGGGUUUAAUAGGCUCAGUACUUCUUUUCUCGUUUUGGAGUUUUCCCUUUUCGUGCAUUUAAACUCCCCACGGUGAUAAAAACCUCGAGUGUUUUCUGGAAUGGGAAAGAUAAGCAAAAUCAUAAAAUCGGCAAAGAUUACGGCGGUUUUUUGAAGAUAGGGUCUUGUGCGUUUUUGUAAUACCCGUUUGUUUAAACGGACAUCGCUGACAUUGUGUAUUUUCAUUAAUAUAGUGUCCAGAGUUAACCACAAACCCUUUUCAGGAUCUAAAAUCCCAUAUAGGGAUAUCAUGUGUCAGCCACAAUGAAUAUCCCUUGUUUUCGAUUUCAUGGCCCGAAAUAUAGGUGUCUCUCCUUCGUACUUUUAUUUUCCAACCUUCACCAUUUCAACUAAAUCCCGCUAAAGUGAUCUAUUGUGUCGUAGUGUAAGGGUGGAAAGGUCUUGUUUUAUUAUUUUGACUUAUUAUGCAUGUAAAUAUGGCGGAAUGACAUUCAAACGAUAAAAGAAUAAUCCUGAAGGACACGGGGUAAAGAGCACCUUCAUUGAAAGAGCGUGCCACUUUGUAAAACGCUACAGAAUAAAGGAGACAGAAAAAAAAGAGUAGAUCUUAAGCGAUAAUUGGAGGCUUUGCUAUGCAUACUCGAGCCUCGAGCAGAUGAAUAUAUUUUUGCACGAAGAAGAGACUGAGAAAGGAACCAAAGAGGUUAUGUCCUUGAAUCCAACAUCAACGUCACGGACACAAGCGAAGAUCCACCCAUGGACGAUCCGCCACGAUUCUUUGUUCAAGGCUAUCUGGGAUUGGCUAAUCCUCAUUCUCGUCAUGUACACUGCCAUAGAGAUCCCCUACACUGUAGUCUUUUCUCUGCCGUACCAAGUUAUCAAGGAGAACACGCCCAUUUGGUUCCUAUCAGAUGUCACUCCUCUCCACGUGUGCAACCUCUGGGUAGACCUCAUGUUCAUUGUGGAUAUAUUUAUAAACUUUCGUUCGACUUACGUCGCUCAAGAUAGCGAUGAGAUCAUUAGUAAUCCCAAGAACAUUGGUCUGCAUUAUCUCAAGACGUGGUUCGUGGUCGACUUCUUCGCUGCUAUUCCAUUUGAGUUUAUGAUCAACCCGACUAAAGAAGGGGCUGCCACCCUUAUGGGAUUGUUUAAAACUGCGCGGUUACUACGUCUUGUCCGCGUCGCGAGAAAGCUUGAUCGAUACUCAGAGUACGGUCUUGCUGUGGUCGUCCUUCUCACGUGCUUAUUCAUGCUUCUCGCUCAUUGGCUGGCUUGUAUAUGGCAUGCUAUUGGUCACCACGAGAUUCAUAACACCAAUGGCUGGAUAUGGCUUCUUGCAAUGGAAGGCAAAAAUGCGUUAAAAUACAAUGCUUCGGACCAUUCCACGUGGCCAAAUGUCAACUCGCGUUACGUUACAUCCCUGUACUUCACAUUAACAAGUCUCACGACUGUUGGGUUUGGAAACGUCUCGCCCAACACAAACGCCGAGAAGGCUUUCUCAGUGUGCGUCAUGCUUGUAGGAGCCCUGUUCUACGCUGCCAUAUUUGGUAACAUGACCGCCAUUAUUCAGAGGCUGUACUCACGAACCUCGAGGUUCCAUAGGGACCUGCGGGUCAUCGAGGAAUUCUCCAAGUUCAACAAGGUUCCUCCUUCCUUACGGGACGAUCUCGAGGAGUUCUUCAGACAUGAAUGGAUCUACACUAAAGGAGUUGACGUCGAUCAUGUGCUUAAGCGCUUUCCCGAAUGCCUCCAAGCCGAUGUUCGCCAUCACUUACACAAGAAACUGUUCAACGAAUGCAUGGCAUUUGCUAACGCAGAUGAUGGCUGCUUGCGAGCUCUCUCACUCAGAUUCACCAUACAGCACUUUCUUCCUGGACACUUUGUAGUGAAACAGGGCGACCAGAUCGACAGACUUCUCUUUCUCGUGAAAGGUUCAAUCGAAGUUAUUAAGGACAAGGAAACAUGCUUGGUUUUAGGUAAAGGGGACACAAUAAGCUGCGAUUAUAGUUCUAUCAAUAGCUCCUACAUCCCAAAGGCUAAUGCGAGCUUGCUCAUCCAAACGCAUUCGGAGAUCCAUUCGAUUACUUGGAGCGACUUGCUAAUCGUGCUAAAGGCGUACCCGACAUUCCAAGAGGACUUCCUUGACCACUUAGAGCUGGCUUACAACCUUGGCAACAUUGACGAGGAAAUAGGCGAGGACGCUUUUUUGCUCGACGAUCCUUCAAAACCACCAGUCAGAAGGCUUUCCAAUGCUCGGCAAAACCUUAAAUCGAACCCAGCGUCUGAUAUAUCUGUGCAUAAAUACAGUAACACAAAUGGUAGUCUACCCAAUCAGUUAUCUGGGUCUAUAAGACACUCGGAGGAUGGAACAAUACCAACAAAUGAAUCAAAUAGCGUGCCUACAACACCGUCAUUAGAUCUUACCCAAGAACAUCAUCUAAGAGAUCUUUACAGAAGAAUCGCGAAUAUCGAUAAGCGAAUGUCUAGUAUGGAAGAUCAGGUGUUUGAAAACUUUCAGAGACUUUUUGAGAUGUUAGAAAGACGAGAGGGGAAAGAUUGCAAGGGUGCCGACCGUGCCGCACCAAGGACCACAAACGUCUAGUAGGACAUUGAUCAAUUCAAUCUAUUAUAUAGUUAUAACUUAUGAAGGGCGUCUAGCUUCGUCUAACUGCAGAGCGCGUACUUGUAUCUCCGUACUAGAGAGAGUUAUGUCAACAGACCAGAACACGAGUCAUUUUGUUUACGAAACCGCUAUCUAUUCUUAUUCACAUUGUGAAAAUGAACAAACUUUUGAAAGUUUCAAUCUAUUAUUUAGUUAUAACUCAUAAAGGGCGUCUAACUUCGUCUAACUGCAGAGCGCGUUCUCGUAUCUCCGUACUGGAGAGGGCAAUGUCACGAGACCAAAACACGAGUCUUUUUGUUUACGAAACCGCUAUCUAUUCUUAUUCACAUUAUGAAGAUGAACACAAUUUGGAACCGUUUACUUAUCGGAUCCAUGUCAUCUAUUACCAGCACUCAAAAAGCUGACAGUUGAUGCACGUAUAGCUUUUUCUCACAUUUUAUCCAGCUUCACAUUGUUCGGGUUUUUUUGACCUCUUACAAUGUAGGCAACGCAAGUUGUAUUUCUUCCUUUUUCAUAAUCGAAAUGUCCAUCACGUGUUGUGAUACAUGGUGUUGUGUGGCGCUAUUCACUACAAUUCACUGAUAUGUGAUGUUUAGAUACAAUGAAGUGAUCCAUAGUUUUCUUCUCGAAUUCCGAAUUGUUGAGUAAUUUUUGGACCAAAGAAAACUAGCGGCAAAGUCCCUUUAAAGUUAGUUUCAUUAUAUAUAUAUAUAUAUAUAUAUAUAUAUAUUUAUUCAUUUAUUUAUUUAUAGAACGAAAUAUUUAAUUAAAUUAUUCAUGCCUUGAAAAUAUGAUGUAUAUACUUGUAUAGUAGCAACUAUAGAAAUUCGAAAUGCACGUGAAUAUAAAUAAUGUUUUGUUAAUAUAGACUUUUUGUAAUUUCAAGCUAUUAUUGUACGCAUAUUGUAAGCAUGAAGCGCAACUAGACCUAAUUACCUGGUUAAAUAGUCGAUCGCUGAUAAUCGACCCUAAAAAAUGCCUCUAUUUGUAUAAGAUUCAGAGGAAGAACUUACACAAUGUG
Molecule: messenger RNA, 5146 nt
Organism: Nematostella vectensis (starlet sea anemone)
Lineage: Eukaryota; Metazoa; Cnidaria; Anthozoa; Actiniaria; Edwardsiidae
Product: potassium voltage-gated channel subfamily H member 6
Exons: 10
Coding region: 2158-4104 (648 amino acids)
Biological process (GO): membrane repolarization during action potential; potassium ion transmembrane transport
Cellular component (GO): membrane
Molecular function (GO): inward rectifier potassium channel activity
Source: RefSeq, a predicted model, not a curated record